Messenger RNA from Aspergillus homomorphus CBS 101889, 3114 nucleotides. Its product is annotated as plasma-membrane proton-efflux P-type ATPase. The transcript has 4 exons. The record is from RefSeq and is a predicted model, not a curated record. Gene Ontology annotation, biological process: regulation of intracellular pH; proton export across plasma membrane. Gene Ontology annotation, cellular component: plasma membrane. Bases 101 to 2923 code for a protein of 940 amino acids. Lineage: Eukaryota; Fungi; Ascomycota; Eurotiomycetes; Eurotiales; Aspergillaceae. Gene Ontology annotation, molecular function: ATP binding; P-type proton-exporting transporter activity; ATP hydrolysis activity.
CCUCUGACUCGGGCAUGGCUUGUGUCCGAAAAUUUUAUCGUGCAUACGAUUGAAAGUAUAAGCUUAAAGAUCAUUUCUACCUUACUUUGCCCUGUCAAGAAUGUGCCCAGCAGCAGUCGCUCUUGAGGGCACAGCCCCUGUCACUGAAAAGAGCGAGCUCGAGGUCAAGGAUAACCUUGUUGAGGAAAAAUCGCAGUCGAAGGCAACAAGCCAGGAAUUCAUCGAAAAUGACGAGGAGGAAGAAGAAAAGGACAUUGAUACACUCAUCGAAGAGCUGAAGUCUGACGACGGUUUUGUCGAUCUCAACACUCUAGAAUCAAACCACACCCUUGGUCGAGAACGGGUGUCGGACGAAUUGCUUCACACUGACUCAAACACGGGCCUCAGUGCAACCGAAGUGAUUGCACGUCGAAGGAAGUUUGGCUUCAAUGAGAUGAAGGAAGGGAAGGAGAAUCUCUUCCUCAAAUUUUUAUGGUUCUUCGUUGGUCCCGUCCAGUUCGUGAUGGAGGCAGCCGCAAUACUAGCUGCUUAUCUUCAGGACUGGGUGGAUCUAGGUGUGAUCUGUGGUCUACUUUUGCUGAAUGCCUCGGUGGGAUAUAUACAGGAGUACCAGGCGGGCUCUAUCGUCAAGGAGCUGAAGAAGACGUUGGCACUGAAGGCUGCUGUUUUGCGCGAUGGUGUGAUCUCAGAGCUCGACGCCUCCCAACUGGUCCCGGGGGACAUUGUGAAGAUAGAUGAGGGUACAAUUGUCCCGGCCGACGGUCGCAUUAUGACGAACUCUGCUAUACAAGUCGAUCAGUCAUCGAUUACUGGGGAGUCUCUUGCUGUUGAUAAGCACAAGGGAGAUACAUGUUACGCAUCCUCGACCGUGAAGCGCGGUCAUGCGAGAAUCCUCAUCACGGCUACCGGCGAUUCGACCUCUGUUGGGCAUGCUGCAGCCUUGGUGAAUGCCUCUACCUCCGGGACGGGCCAUUUCACCGAAGUUCUUCAAGGCAUCAGCACCGUCUUGCUUGUUCUCGUCGUUGUCACUCUGAUUAUAGUCUGGGUUUCAUCCUUCUAUCGUUCAAAUAACACUACCACUAUUCUUGAAUUCACACUUGCCGUCACGAUGAUUGGAGUCCCAGUCGGCCUUCCCGCGGUUGUCACCACCACAAUGGCAGUCGGAGCAGCGUACCUGGCAAAGAAAAAAGCGAUAGUCCAAAAGCUGUCAGCAAUCGAAUCUCUCGCCGGUGUUGAGAUCCUGUGCUCAGACAAAACCGGAACCUUGACCAAGAACAAGCUUUCUCUAACAGAUCCUUUCACUGUGCCGGGUGUGGCCGCCGACGAUCUCAUGCUGACAGCGUGCCUAGCCGCGUCUAGGAAGAAGAAGGGUAUGGAUGCAAUAGACAGGGCAUUUUUCCGAGCGUUGUCUCUCUACCCGGAUGCAAAGGCAAAGCUCACACAGUACAAGGUGGUCGAGUUCUCACCGUUCGAUCCAGUCUCGAAGAAAGUGAAAGCAGUGGUACAGUCCUCUGGAGGUGAGCGCAUAACGUGCGUGAAAGGGUCCCCUCUAUUUGUGUUGAAGACCGUCCAGCAGGACCACGAAAUCCCCGAAGAUAUUGAGAACGCAUACAAGAACAAGGUGGCAGAGUUUGCAACGCGAGGCUUUCGCUCACUUGGGGUGGCUCGGAAAUGCGGCGAUGGCGAAUGGGAGAUUCUGGGUAUCAUGCCGUGCUCAGAUCCUCCAAGACACGAUACUGCGAAGACAAUAAGCGAGGCUCAGACCUUGGGGCUCUCCAUUAAAAUGCUCACAGGAGAUGCCGUAGGGAUCGCUCGAGAGACCUCACGGCAGCUUGGACUGGGCACAAAUGUGUACAAUGCCGAGCGUCUUGGUCUUGGUGGAGGAGGGACGAUGCCUGGCUCCGAGGUUUAUGAUUUUGUUGAAGCCGCCGAUGGUUUCGCAGAAGUGUUCCCUGAGCACAAGUAUAAUGUUGUGGAUAUCCUGCAGCAACGUGGAUACCUGGUUGCCAUGACCGGUGACGGCGUCAACGAUGCUCCAUCUUUGAAGAAAGCUGACACAGGGAUCGCAGUUGAAGGAUCCUCAGAUGCCGCUCGAUCUGCUGCUGACAUUGUGUUUCUAGCUCCAGGCUUAUCUGCUAUUAUUGACGCUGUGAAAACCUCGCGCCAGAUUUUUCACCGCAUGUACGCAUACGUUGUUUAUCGCAUCGCUCUGUCGUUGCACCUCGAGAUCUUCCUCGGGCUUUGGAUCGCCAUCCGCAACGAGAGCCUGAACUUACAACUGGUGGUGUUCAUCGCUAUCUUCGCCGACAUUGCAACGUUGGCCAUCGCCUAUGACAAGGCUCCAUUCUCCAGCACACCGGUGAAAUGGAAUCUUCCGAAGCUAUGGGGAAUGUCCGUUCUGCUUGGAAUUGUCCUUGCCAUUGGCACCUGGAUCACCCUCACCACUAUCUUAGCGUCAGGCGAGAGUGGAGGGAUCAUGCAGAACUAUGGAAAACGAGACGAGGUCCUGUUCCUAGAGAUCUCACUGACCGAGAACUGGCUGAUCUUCAUCACGCGCGCCAAUGGGGCUUUUUGGUCUUCAGGGUGGCCUUCCUGGAAAUUGAUUGGUGCCAUUGCAGCGGUAGACACCGUCGCUACGUGCUUCUGUGCAUUCGGCUGGUUUGUCGGUGGGCAAACCUCGGCCCCGACUAUCAUUCGAAUCUGGAUUUUCUCCUUUGGCAUGUUCUGCAUCAUGGGAGGGCUAUAUUACCUGCUCCAACGCUCGGCAAGCUUCGACAACAUCAUGCACGGCAAGAGCCCCAAAGGUGUAGACAAACAGCGUUCUCUGGAAGACUUUUUGGUUGUGCUUCAACGCGUGUCUUCUCAGCAUGAAAAGAGCUCGUUGACUAGCAUGGAGAAUGGACAGGCUACCCGUGGUAUGUGAUCAUCGGCGGGCCACACCUACGGUUCGCUGUCGAAAUCGGUAUGCCAUGGGGAACAUUGGAACGUUUUCGAGCUUGUGGGAUAUGAUUAGCAAAUGACUCUCAUGCUGUGUGUUUUACAUGUUUAUGUCUCCGGCAAAAUACGUUCCUUCGCUUAGCCUCACCUGUGAAGUAGAGACAUGAAGUAUUUUAC